CUCUCUCUCUCUCUCUCUCUUUCAUCUCUGUCUCUCUACUGUGGCCUGUGUGCACUCAGAUACAGCAGUAGAGAGAUCAGUGAGAUCAUUGUCUACCAAAGUGUGAAGCUUGGAGUCGUUCUUAAACAACCAAGCACCAGUACCUGCCACCUGCUGACAAAUACAGUGUGAACAUCCAGAUUCUGUGGGCACAUCAUGGGAAACUGCACUUCAGGGAUAAAGAAGAAAAGGAAAGGGGAUUCUGGACCAGAUGGUAAAAACAGCACAGAUAAUAAGCCUAACGAGGAUGUAACGUAUGCCUGUAUUGACCACAGCACUGGCAAAGGAUCAAGAAGAACUAGAGCUACCACUGACGAUGAUUGUGACUAUGCAACAGUUAAUGUCCCAGCAGCACUUCAACCUAAAUGCGAAUCUGAGUGCUCAUCUAAAGACGAAUGUGAAGACGAUUAUGUACUCAUGGGGUAAACAGAAACAGAAGGAAACGUUCAUUCAGUCUAUUGCAAGAUGCAGAUGUAGUAGAUAAUAUCACAAACAGGAAAGUGUCUAAUAUUUCGCAAUGACAUCCAAGAACUUGUUUGCAGUUGAACUGCCGAGUUUUCAGUUGAACUGUUCAUCAAAUCUUGAUUGUCAAUCAAGAAACUGUGACAAAAUUAAAAAAAAGCUGCUUGUGGAAAUGCCAAGCCCCAAGAUGUUUCUCUCUACUUUUGAGGUAACCUCAAGCCUGAACACAACUGUGGCGCGCCUUCCACAAGAGGACAAACAUUGUAUUUGACCUCUUUACAGAAGACACUCAACCUCAGGAGGAGAAUCUGUAGCUCUUUAGACCGAUAUGCCUGGAUUCUUGAAAUGUCAUGACAUUAGCACAUUAUUUGGAAUUAGUAAGUCAAAGGAAACUGGUCUUGGUGUUUGGUUUGAAUAAUUUUUGCCAAUCAUACAAAAGGUUUGAACAGUUCUGAACAUCUUCAAGAAUAGCAACGUCUCCAAAUCCAGUAGCUUCUGACAUAGAUCAUACUACUUUCACCAUGACCUGAAUGACAGAAGCCACCGUGUGUCAAACUUUUAUGUGAUUGUAGCAUCUUCUAAAUAAUUCUGAUUGCAUACAUUUUUAUUUGCAGAAAGAUUUGUCAACAAAAUUGGUGUAGUCAGUGUGCGUUUAUACUACAAAUAAAUUCCUGAAAUGUUGUGACAUUAGCAGUAAAUCUGAAAGAUUUAGGCUAAGUCAAAUGAAACUGAACUUGCGCCAUGUCCCAAAUUCAUUCUACAGGUUCUAAACAGGUUUUUAGUGUGUAGUGUGUUCACACUGGAAAAGUGACAAAAUGAAGUAUACACAAAGCAGGCAGAAGGCAUACUAAAUAUGGUCCAUUUUUGAGUGUGCUGUUGAUAGAUGCAAUGCACAAAGGAAAUGGAAUUUAAAUCUUAGGAAAUCAUCUUGCUUUGUCUUGAUGUGAUGAUAAAUGUGUGUGAAGUUUAAUUGGCCAAAUAGCUUUCCAAAGUCACAGUUUAAUUAAUAUUCGACGUUGCACGUAUUGUGUCAUUUCCUUUUAGUACAAAAUGGUGAAGUAUGUUCACAUUGUUGUAUACUAACUGCUAAAACAGUAUUGACUGAUUGAUUGAUUUUAUGGAUUAUCGGACACAAGAAAAAGAAAAAAAAUCUUGAGGAUAACAUGUUUAAGCAGUAUACUAACUGCUAAAACAGUACACUAGAUGAUUACAUACUGUAUAGAAUUAGUAUGUAGUAUGAAUUUCGGACAUAGCUUUGGUGUUUGGACUUGAAGAACUUUUGCCCGUCAUGCAAGAGGUUAUGUCAGUUGUGAAUGUUUCCAAGAACAGCAAUGUCUUCAAAACAGUGAACCCAGUAGCUUCUGACAAACUACUAUUAGUUACAAGAUGACCUGAUUGACUGAGAACAUUAAUGCCACUAUGUGUCAAAUUUUAUAAUUAUUGUGAUGCUGUGUGUUUUUGUUUGUAGGAAAAUUAGUCUUCAAAAUGUAUUCAGUGUGUUACUUUCAGCUUUCACACAAGGGGUGUAUGUGAUUCAAAAGUGGGAGGACUGUUGUUUUUUCUACCAUGAAAGGAAAAGAACAGUUCUGUAACCAUGUAAACGGAAAGUCAACACUGAAGUGACUUUGUAGUCAGGCUGGUUAUUGUGAGUACAUCUGCUGUCACUCUAUGAUUUUCUACUGCAGAUAAAAGUUUGAUGUUUAUCUAUAGUCUGUUUUUGUUGAAACAGAGCCAAAGCUUUGCUUCACCUUAAACCAAAGUAUGUUUGAUGUGCCGAAAUUUAACCCCACAUUGAGCUGUCUCAGCCAGCCUUUACUAACAACAUUUAUGUGCCCAAACUUAAAAUCUAGCACAAAUGUUUGCAUAAUAAAAUGGCUAAAUUGUGUGUGCAAUUUAUGCCAUUGCCACAUCAUCCAAUCCAUGAAAGAAGAAUGUAAUGUUUAUAUAAUUGUGUCCUCAAUUCAUGCCUAAAUCUGCAUUUCAGAGUUUGUGCUCAUUUUGCAACAUAGUGCUCCUGAGAAAUGCUGCACACCACCCAAGUAUACUACAAACAGACAUUUAAGCUUGAGGAUUUAUAUUUUUUAUGUUUUGUAUGUGUAUGCAGAAAAUGUGUACAUUUUUGUCUAUGCUUGUAUCUACCUAAAGAAUUAUUUAUGUUUGACUGGAUGCAUAUGAAAUGGUAGAGUAGUGUAAUUUAUUGCAAGUUGCCUUUGUGUCAUUGAUAUUUUUUACUGAUUAAAAGCUUACAGAGUA
This is a messenger RNA of Siniperca chuatsi (mandarin fish), 2754 nucleotides long. RefSeq lists its product as uncharacterized. Bases 196 to 465 code for a protein of 89 amino acids. The record is from RefSeq and is a predicted model, not a curated record. The transcript has 4 exons. NCBI's taxonomy places the organism in Eukaryota, Metazoa, Chordata, Actinopteri, Centrarchiformes, Sinipercidae.